AUGGCGUCCGUCACAUGUCGUGGCGAGCUUCACAUGAGAAGUGCGCCUGCAGGGUCCGUCCAGCCUGGCUUGAACAUCCCACUCAAAGGCCCGCAGACGACCGUCACCGAACUCGCGGACUUUUCUAAACUCACGACAGGCGAGAGCAUCGAGAAAUGCCUCUCGCCCACCGAGUCUGCCAUUUUGUCCGCACCAUCGUCGCCCAAGAUGGAGAUGGAGACAGAGACACCCCGGGUGAAGAGGGCUACUACAAGAAGCCCUGAUUCAUCCACGCACUCGGGCCCGCAAACCGCGUCGAGGCCCACGUCGGCCGCCAACUCGAUCCAUCAUCACUCUCGAUCGAACUCGCGCAGCACGGCCCGGUCCCGACCACCCAGUCGACACAGCUCUCUCCACUCGUCUCAACGGGCCGUCGCCAACCCCAGCAUCGUGCCAGUGCCCUCGUCGCGAUCCACCCCCGCCGACAAACGCGAGUCACUGUUGGCCUUACACCGGGAAUCAUGUCGUCUCUUCCAGGAGCAAGAACCACCCUCCAAAUACUCCACCGACGAGCCUCGCCCCGCUCUCUACCGCGCACCCUCCACAAUCUAUAAAACCAGACGAGACGCCCGCACGUCCUCCGAGAUAGGCAACUCGGCGCCCUCAUCCCCUAUCAGCUCCUCUCCCUCGACCCGUCGCUUCGACCCCGAGUAUCCGAACCGCGGCUCCGUGAGCUCCACGACCGCACCGCACUUCCUCCAAGCCCGGGACCGCUCCCACACCAUGCCUGGCAGCGGUGCCAGCCAUAGCUACAGCCACGCCCACACCCACACCCACACCCACGCUCACAGUCCCUCCGCUUCCUCCAUCCAUGUCCCAGCAACCGUCAUGGAGUGGACCUCGCCCUCGACCCGGCGGCUCGAGUACGAGAAAAUCGACCGCGCCAGCCGCGGCGUGCGUGGGUUGUGGCGGCGUGUCGCACCGCGCUGGUGCCAGAAGCGGGACUCGCGCACGCCUUUCUUCGAAGAGGGCAAGACCGGCCGGGAGGGCAGUGUGCGCCGGUUCCGGAUGGAUCUACCGGACGAGAGCGAAGAGCCGAAGCGGCAGGGGCAGGCGUUCGAUCUCGGGGGGAAGGGUGGGAAUGAGCGUCGGGCUGGCCGGUCGAAGACUUCGCCUUGA
This is a messenger RNA of Penicillium canariense, 1158 nucleotides long. RefSeq lists its product as uncharacterized. Lineage: Eukaryota; Fungi; Ascomycota; Eurotiomycetes; Eurotiales; Aspergillaceae. The transcript has a single exon. The coding region runs from base 1 to 1158 and encodes 385 amino acids. The record is from RefSeq and is a predicted model, not a curated record.